AUGGCACAGUCAUUUUCUGAUGUUCUUAAAAUGGUGCUCAAGACAUAUCAAGUUGACCUGAAGCCAAAUGGGUCAGAAAUCAUGGUAACAAAUGAAAACAAGAGAGAAUACAUCGACCUGGUCAUCCAGUGGAGGUUUGUCAACAGAGUCCAGAAGCAAAUGAAUGCAUUUCUGGAGGGAUUCACAGAACUUCUUCCUAUUGAUCUGAUUAAGAUUUUUGAUGAAAAUGAACUAGAGUUGCUGAUGUGCGGCCUUGGCGACGUUGAUGUCAAUGACUGGAGACAACACACAAUCUACAAAAACGGCUACUGCCCCAAUCACCCCGUGAUCCAGUGGUUCUGGAAGGCUGUUCUGCUGAUGGACGCCGAGAAGCGGAUUCGGUUGCUGCAGUUCGUUACCGGGACGUCACGCGUGCCUAUGAACGGAUUUGCUGAACUUUACGGUUCAAACGGUCCUCAGCUGUUUACAAUAGAGCAAUGGGGAAGUCCCGAUAAACUGCCCAGAGCUCACACAUGCUUUAAUCGCCUAGACUUACCUCUUUAUGAAUCUUUUGAAGAUUUGCGAGAGAAGCUACUUAUGGCAGUUGAAAACGCUCAAGGAUUUGAAGGAGUGGAUUAA
Molecule: messenger RNA, 618 nt
Organism: Mesitornis unicolor (brown roatelo)
Lineage: Eukaryota; Metazoa; Chordata; Aves; Mesitornithiformes; Mesitornithidae
Product: E3 ubiquitin-protein ligase NEDD4-like
Exons: 8
Coding region: 1-618 (205 amino acids)
Biological process (GO): regulation of dendrite morphogenesis
Molecular function (GO): ubiquitin-protein transferase activity; sodium channel inhibitor activity
Source: RefSeq, a predicted model, not a curated record